CGGAGCGGCGGGGCCGGCGCUCCCCGCCGGGGCUCCCCAUGUGGCUGCAGCAGCGCCUCAAGGGGCUGCCGGGGCUGCUGUCCAGCAGCUGGGCGCGGCGCCUGCUGCUGCUGGUGGUGGUGCUGCUGGUCGCCUACUGGUACCUGCUGGCGGGGCGGGCGCGGGGCGCGGGGCGCGGGGCCGAGCCGAGCGGGGCGGCCGCGCUGUGCCUGCAGGCGGCCGCGGGCGCCUGGCGGGCGCAGACCCAGCGCGGGGAUGCGCUGCCGCUGCCGAGGACGCGGCGGGGGGGUGAGGGCACCGCGGGGCCGGCGCUGGCGGGCAACGGGUGGGUGCUGCUGGAUGUGACCGCGGGGCGGCUCUGGGUGAGGCCGGCGGGGGCCCCGGCGGGCCCCGCGCUCGCCACCGAGUACCCUGCGCUGGUGCGGCUGCGGGCGCUGGGCGGGCGCGGCGAGGCGCGGGCGGCGCUGGCGGCGCUGCGGGACGGGGCGGUGCGGGCGGUGCGGUGCGUUCACACCGGGCCCGGCGCGGGGCCCGGGGACUGCGUGACGGUGCGGGAGGACGUGGUGGCCCACCGGGGCCGCCCGCACCUCUACCUGCAGCGCCUCCGCAUCGCCAACCCCACGGACAGAGUGGUCGCCUUUGAGGCCUCCUCGCCCCCGGCGCCCGGCGGGCGGUUCUCCAGCAGCCUGGAGAAGGCGGGGGAGCGGCAGUUCGUGCUCUCCUCGGGCCGCCUGGCGCUGCCCGGCGGCAACAAGGCGGUGCUGGUGGUGGUGGCGGCCCAGAAGCUCGUGAGCCGCCUGCAGGUCGCGCCCAAGUCGCACUUCGACGAGACGGUGCUGUCCGUGGUGCACACCUCGGAGCCCACCGAGCCCGCCCGGCUGGAGGAGACCUUCGGCAGGCUGAGGGAGGCGGCCAGGAAAGAGAUGCUGGAGGUGAUGCAGAUGGGGGUGGAAGAUCUUUUCCAGGAGCACCAGCAGACCUGGUCUGACCUGUUCAUUUCAGGGAUUGAAAUGAGGAAGAUCACGGAUGCUCACACCCCAUCCAGUGAGACUGUCAACAUGACCCUGUACUACGUGCUGUCCACCAUGCCAGCCCCCCUGCUGGACCCCCUGAUCAGUGCUGAGGACAGGGAGAGGAUGGAGGGCAGCCUGAACUAUGCUGACCACUGCUUCAGCGGCCACGCCACCAUGCACGCCCAGAACCUGUGGCCAGCCAGGCUCACCAGUGUCCCCCAGAUCCUGCAGCUCUCAGACCUGUGGAAGCUGACCCUCCAGAAACGGGGCUGCAAGGGCCUGGUGGCAGCUGGAGUGCACGGGCUCAUGCAGGGGAUGGUGCUGAGCUUUGGGGGGCUGCAGUUCACGGAGAACCAUCUCCAGUUCCAGGCUGACCCUGAUGUGCUUCACAACAGCUACUCCUUACGUGGGAUCCAUUACAACAAGGACUUGAUCAACCUGGCUGUGCUGCUGGAUGCCGAAGGGAAGCCCUUCCUGCACGUGUCAGUGAAGCUGCAGGAGAAGCCAGUGAGGCUCUAUGCCUGUGAGGCAGGCUGCAUGAACGAGCCCGUGGAGCUCACCUCGGAGGCACGGGGUCACACCUUCCCCGUCAUGGUCACCCAGCCCAUCACACCCCUGCUUUAUAUAUCCACAGACCUGGUCCACCUGCAGGACCUGAGACACACACUCCACCUAAAAGCUAUCCUGGCUCAUGAGGAGCACAUGGCCAAGCAAUACCCGGGCUUGCCCUUCCUGUUCUGGUUCAGUGUGGCCUCCUUAAUCACUUUGUUUCACUUGUUUCUGUUCAAACUCAUCUACAACGAAUAUUGUGGGCCUGGAGCCAAGCCACUCUUCAGGAGUAAGGUGACUGUCCCUGACUCUGCUCACUGAACUGCCCAGAAGCGCCACAGCCACAGCCCAGGGCUGAACCAACCCCCGGCCUGGACACUGCAGAGCCCUGAGCGACAGCAAACUCUGCUGCCUCGUCUUGAGUGGAGCUGCUGAACAGGAAGGUGAUGCAGAACUUGAUUCCAGAACCAGGGCAGAAGUGGGAGCCAGCUGAAGCUCAGAAUGGGAACAUCCCCGUGUCCAAGUGAACUUAGUCCUGCUUUCAGCCUCUGUUUGCACAAGACAUCUGACAAUUUUGCAGCUGAGAACAAGGACCUUUUGAAAGCAACAAUCUUUUUGUGCCUUGCUAUGACAGGAAUCUGAGACUUGGAAGGUGUGGUGAUUGAAGAGUUUAUGCCAGAAGUUCAUGUAACAGAUGUUUCCUUUUCCUUGUAAGCUGUUCAGUUCCCUAAGAGUAAUCCAUUUGGUGAACAUACUUGAAGAUAUACUAAGUUCUUUGAUAUUUUGAUUUGGUUUUUUUGGUGGGUUUUUUUUUUUUAAUUCUACAGGAGAAUAAAGAAUGAUGAUUCCUUCAGAGAGUUAACUAGAAACCUUAGUGUAACUUCCUUUCUGGUAUACAUUUUUUAAUUUAUUGCUUGGGGGGUGGGGGAGGAUGUUGAUAAUUUUGCCUCCACUUCAGUAACAGUCAAUUGGUCUGUAGAUAUCUAAGUGCUGGUAACAGGUUUUUCAGCCUUUAUGACUGUAGAGUGCAAAAUCAAUUUGCUGAAAUUGUUUUCUGGAUUUACACUUGGAAAUGCUGAUCUUCAGGUUUCCUACUCUAAGCCUACUGAGACUUUAUGCAUUGAUUUGUUUCGGCUAUGGGGAGGGGAAGACAUCCCACUUUCUAGUGAUUUAAAGGUUGUUUGGUUUUAAAAUACCAAAGCUGUUGUUUCUAAAUAAAUAUCUUUCAGUCUAAUCUGA
Messenger RNA from Chiroxiphia lanceolata (lance-tailed manakin), 2801 nucleotides. Its product is annotated as KIAA2013 ortholog. The record is from RefSeq and is a predicted model, not a curated record. Lineage: Eukaryota; Metazoa; Chordata; Aves; Passeriformes; Pipridae.